AUCCAGCCCUCCCUUUCAACAAGCUUAAAUAUCACCAGCCUGACCCAAUGCUAAACAUUUAGAAUCAGAUUCUGAAUGCACCAUGAAGACCACCAGCAUCUACCUUCUUCUAGGGCUCCUGGCCCUUUCAACACAGUUGCCAUCUGCAUCUUGCAUCUCUGCAGGAGAGAAACCUGGAACUUGCCCCCCAAAUCCAUUUCGGUGUACAUUACCAGGACAUAAUCUAUGCAAUACUGACUCUGAAUGCCCAGGAAUACGGAAGUGCUGUCACUUCAAUUGUGGCAAGAGUUGCAGAAACCCACUAGAGAAACCUGGAACUUGCCCUCCAAAUCCAUUUCGGUGUACAUUACCAGGACGUAAUCUAUGCAAUUCUGACACUGAAUGCCCAGGAAUACGGAAGUGCUGUUACUUCAAUUGUGGCAAGCGUUGCAGGAACCCACUAGUUACUUCAGAUGUUCCUGAUGACAGAUAA
This is a messenger RNA of Rhineura floridana, 472 nucleotides long. RefSeq names its product waprin-Enh1-like. Lineage: Eukaryota; Metazoa; Chordata; Lepidosauria; Squamata; Rhineuridae. The record is from RefSeq and is a predicted model, not a curated record. Bases 83 to 472 code for a protein of 129 amino acids. Gene Ontology annotation, cellular component: extracellular region. Gene Ontology annotation, molecular function: peptidase inhibitor activity. The transcript has 4 exons.